UUUGCCCUUUAUCAAUCACAAACCGAUGUACACCUUUCCUCAUCAAUCACAAACCCUAUAUUGUUGUUCGAAUUUCAGGAAGAUCGACGCUCCCUGAGGCCGCCGCCGCCUCCGCCUCUGGUAGUUUGUUCUGCCGCACGCAGCCUUGUGUGAGGUUCGUUGCUUCCACGAAAUCAGAAUAGAACUGGUGGUAAAGGGAGGAGGAAGAGGAGGGGAAAAAACAUGGGGGAUCAUGAGGAGUCAGAGCGGUUUGGGAUGGAGAACGAUUUCGAAGACGGUCAGUGGAUCGGUGGGGAGUUCUACUACCGUAAGCGGAAGGACAAGCCUCGCCAGACCAAAGACGACGCCCUUUUUGGCGUCUUCGCUGAUGACAGUGAUGAUUCCGAGGAUGAUUCUUCAUCUGCCAGGAAGCGUAAGAAACAUCUCUCAAAGAAGUCUGACCUUACCAAGCCCGUCAAUUUCGUCUCUACUGGCACUGUCAUGCCUAACCAAGAGAUCGAUCGCCAUUCCAAGGAAGAGGAUACAGUGGAAAAUCAAAAUGGCCUUGGAACUUCUUCCGGCGGCCUAGGGUUUCAUUCGGGCUCCUCUUCUUCUUUAAAGAAGAGCGAAACAGACGACAAUGCUGACAUUCAUUUUGAUGACAGCGACAAAGACUUCCUGCCCACUGCUUUUGGCAGGAGGAUCAAGGAAGGCGCGCAGCAGCGGCGCGAGAGGGAAAGAGAGAAGUCAAAAUUAGCCAACUCCUCACAAUCUGUGAGGCGGGAAACGGAUUCUGGAGAUGUAGGUGCGUUUGAAAAGCACACGAAAGGCAUUGGGAUGAAGUUGCUUGAGAAGAUGGGAUACAAAGGAGGUGGGCUUGGGAAAAACGAGCAGGGGAUUGUCGCUCCCAUCGAGGCGAAGCUGCGGCCCAAAUCAAUGGGAAUGGGUUACGAUAAUUUUAAAGAGUCAAGUUUGCCGGCGUUGCAAUUACCAGAGAAGGAGAAAUCUUUGCUUGGAGUAUCUCAGCCUGCAAGUCGUACCUAUGAGAAGCUGUGGUCGAAGCAAGCUCAGCCAAAGAAGCAUAAGAAGAAGGAUUACGUUACCGCCGAGGAGUUGUUGGCCAGGAAGCAAGAGCAGGGGCUGGAGGUUGUUCAAAAAGUUUUUGACAUGAGAGGGCCACAGGUUCGAGUCUUGACAAACUUGGAGAACUUGAAUGCGGAGGAGAAAGCGAGGGAAAACAACAUUCCUAUGCCGGAGCUGCAGCACAAUUUGAGAUUGGUUGUUGAUUUAGCUGAGCUGGACAUACAGAAAAUUGAUCAGGAUUUGAGGAAUGAGAGGGAGACGUUGGUCACUUUGCAGAAGGAGAAGGAGAAGCUUCAGUAUGAGACAACUCACCAGAAGAAACAGCUGGACAAUAUGCUGGAAAUAGUUAGCUCAUUGGACCAAAUUGGGGAGGAGAACUUGCUUGGAACUUUGACUCUUGACUCCCUCGCAAAGUCAUUUAGGGAAAUGCAGAGGCGGUAUGCUGAUGAUUAUAAACUCUGUAACUUGUCUUGCAUUGCAUGCUCAUUUGCCCUUCCUCUGUUCAUUAGAGUGUUUCAAGGAUGGGAUCCGCUUCAAAAUCCAUCACAUGGGUUGAAUGUGAUAUCCUUGUGGAAGAAUCUGUUGCAAGGAGAGGAUGAUUGCUUUGAUUUUUCUGAUGCAGCGUCACCUUAUACUCAGUUGUUUAUGGAAGUUGUCUUCCCUGCUGUGAGGAUAUCUGGCACCAACACUUGGCAGGUGAGAGAUCCUGAACCAAUGCUCCGGUUUUUGGAGUCUUGGGAAAAGCUGCUGCCUUCUUCAGUUCUUCAAACUAUAUUGGAUAACAUUGUUAUGCCUAAACUAUCAGCUGCUGUGGAUUCCUGGGACCCACGUCGGGAAACUAUUCCAAUCCACGCGUGGGUGCAUCCAUGGCUACCGUUAUUGGGACAAAAACUGGAGAUCUUCUAUCAUACUGUACGCAAUAGGUUGGAAGGUGUUCUUCAUGCUUGGCACCCUAGUGAUAUGUCUGCAUACUAUAUAUUGUCGCCUUGGAAGACUGUGUUUGAUCCAGCUAGUUGGGAACAACUAAUGGUUCGAUUUAUUCUGCCGAAAUUGUUGGCUGUCAUGCAUGAGUUCCAAGUGAACCCAGCAAACCAGAAGCUUGACCAGUUCUACUGGAUCCAGACUUGGGCUACUUCUAUUCCCAUUCAUCAUAUGAUCCACUUAAUGGAUGUGUUCUUUGACAAGUGGCAACAAGUUUUGUAUCAUUGGUUGUGCUCAAACCCAAACUUUGAAGAAGUGACCAAAUGGUAUUUGGGUUGGAAGGAGCUGCUCCCACCAGAACUUCUGGCGAAUGAACAUGUUAGGUAUCGACUUAACUUGGGUCUUGACAUGAUGAACCAGGCAGUUGAAGGCACGGAAGUAGUCCAACCUGGUUUGAGGGAAAACAUUAGCUAUCUCAGAGUGCUUGAGCAAAGAAAGUUUGAGGCUCAGAAGAAAGUAGCAGCACAUGCUCGAGCUUCUGGGAGCCUGGAUGGUGCAACCCAGAUGACCUUGAAAGAAGUUAUCGAAGAUUAUGCACAGCAGAAUGGGUUUCUAUUUAAGCCUAAACCUGGGAGAAUGCAAGAUGGUCAUCAGAUAUAUGGCUUUGGUAAAAUAAGCAUUAUAAUUGACUCUCUAAAUCAAAAGGUAUUUGCACAAAUGGAAGAAAAGUGGUCUUUGGUUUCCCUUGAACAGCUGCUGGAGAUGCAAAGCUCUGGUUGAAGUGAUGCUGAAUUUCUGAAUUAGUUUAGUUUUUCUUGAUUUGAAUAGGAGGCGAGUUUUUUUUUUUUUGUUUGUUUCCUUCUUGGCAGUUUUUUUUAGGUAUUUAAAGGGGUAAUUAUAACUCUAGGAUAUUUCUAUGCAUGCAAUAUGAUAUUAGAUUUUUCGGUAUGUCUAAUACGUGUGAGGUGGAAGGCAGUUUUGUGAUUUGUUUGAUUUGUAGACUCUCCUUGCUUCUUCAAUGGACAGGUUCAUUUUAGUGCUUUAGCAGUC
This is a messenger RNA of Rhododendron vialii, 3033 nucleotides long. RefSeq names its product septin and tuftelin-interacting protein 1 homolog 1. The transcript is spliced from 2 exons. The record is from RefSeq and is a predicted model, not a curated record. Gene Ontology annotation, molecular function: nucleic acid binding. Bases 223 to 2763 code for a protein of 846 amino acids. NCBI's taxonomy places the organism in Eukaryota, Viridiplantae, Streptophyta, Magnoliopsida, Ericales, Ericaceae. Gene Ontology annotation, cellular component: U2-type post-mRNA release spliceosomal complex. Gene Ontology annotation, biological process: spliceosomal complex disassembly.